This is a messenger RNA of Monomorium pharaonis (pharaoh ant), 4672 nucleotides long. RefSeq names its product putative thiamine transporter SLC35F3. Lineage: Eukaryota; Metazoa; Arthropoda; Insecta; Hymenoptera; Formicidae. The record is from RefSeq and is a predicted model, not a curated record. The coding region runs from base 564 to 2417 and encodes 617 amino acids. The transcript has 12 exons.
GACGCGAGCUGCCCUGUAAGCUAACAGAACUCUUAUGAGACUGAGACCUGGCCUAGCAAUCAAUGGCAUGGCAGAAUGCCCAAGACCAAGUUUCCUUUGACCACAGUACGUGUAGUGCGCGCAUCACGUUUCUCACCCUCUCCCUUCCCGGGGUGUGCGAGCAUCAUUGCGUACACGACACGCUCGAAAAUGAGCUCGCACGCGUGGCUCGUAAUAAACUUAUAAUGGGGGUCGUAAUUAGCUACGCGGACGGAUUUCUGGCGGCAAUGAAUCGCGCCACUUCGGGUUAAUUAAUUACGUCGCGGGUGAGGUCCGUUAUUAAGUAAGGCCGAUUGAGACGAGGCGAAGAGACCAGGGAAGACCUCGUUUCCACUCGAUCGGUGCGAGUUCGCGAUUCGCAGUCGCGAUAUGCCGUUAUGACAUCGGUCAUACCGUAAUAAAUCGACGAAGUGAAUCGCGAAGAGUUUCGGGUAGGAUCACCAGGUGGACCAUGAACCAUGGAUACGCGACUCGAGAGCGAUUCAACUUCAGAAGAGAAACGUAAGGAAGAACGCGCUUAAGCCAUGGGUAGCGGAGGAGUUGGUGAAGUACCAACGAUAUUUCACCCCCGACGAUCGCGUACGUCGAAUAUAACCUUCAUUGAAGAUCAGCAGUCCCACGGUCCGUUCAUCACUCCCAUCCAGAUUGCGCUUCGUGCUUCAGGAUGCGAACAGCAGCAGGGUUGCAGCGUCGUCGAAGGCGAUUCUGCGUCGAGUUAUCGUUCACUGGAGACCACCGGAAGUGCCGUAGGAGGUGGCGGCGGUGGUGGUGGUGAUAGCGGUGUACAAUUGACAGGUCAAACUCAAUCGUCGACUCAUGUAACCUCGGCUCCAGCCAUCCAGCAGCCGCAUCAACCGAGCUCGAUCUCGGCCUGCCUCGCCUCUUGUUGCGCGGAAAGCGCAAAGAAGAUAUAUUUCGGGGUGUGCGUGACGAUAUGCGUAACCGCGAGCUGGGUUGGGGCGACUCAUUGCAUUAAGUAUUUAUACUUUCACAAAUCGGACAAGAUCUCGGAAAUGUCCAAGUCCGUAAAUUCCUCUGUAAACGGACUUCAUCAUCAACAUAUCAUCCUUCCGUACGAUGCGCCCUUCUUUACGACGUGGUUUUGCACCAACUGGAAAGUCUUGUACUUUCCGGUAUACUUCAUCUACUGGGCUGCCAGAACCAGGUGCGCUACCCCUUCGGAGGUAAUCGCUGAGAGUCUCCGCGGUUUUCGCGAUAAGGGUUUUACAGGCGGCCGCUUCUUAAUCAGAUGUAGCCUUUUCUGCGGUCUCUGGGUCAUCACGAAUUACUUGUACAUACUCUCGUUGAGGAUAUUGUUAGCCACGGACGUGAUGGCGUUAUUUGCAACCAACGUUUCGUGCGUUUACCUGCUUUCGUGGGUCAUUCUUCACGAACAAUUUGUAGGCGUAAGGAUAGUUGCAGUGAUUCUCUGUAACACCGGCAUCGCACUCUUAGCUUACAUGGACGGCAUAACCGGAAGUCCAACUUUGGGGGGUGUUGUUUUAGCUACAGCAGCGGCAGCUGGUUCUGCCGUUUACAAAGUCCUUUUUAAGAAAGUAAUAGGAGAAACUACGUUCGGCCAAAAGUCUUUAUUUUUCUCUCUUAUUGGUUUGUGCAACGCUGCCCUGUUAUGGCCAAUUUGUCUGGCUUUGUACUUUUCCGGAGUUGAAACCAUACAUUGGGCAAGAUUGCCAUGGGCAGCAUUACUUUCCGCCAGCAUACUACAUUUAGUUGCGAAUAUGCUCGGCAAUUUCAGCAUCGUGCUCACCUAUGACCUGUUUAUUACUCUUGGAUUAAUAACAGCUGUACCUGUAUCUGCUGCAUUGGACGUUAUUUUUUACGGGGCGACCUUCAUGGGCAUGAAAUUAGCAGGCAUGAUCUUCAUCGCGGUGGGUUUCUUCCUGGUAAUGUUUCCGGAUAAUUGGCCAGAUUACAUAACAAGGCUCCUCCGAAACGUAGUCCUCAUGAGUCACAGUACAAGUACCACGGGGGGCGGCCAGCGACGCGGCAGCAGGAGUAUCCUUAGAGGUCGCAGAUCGUCUCUACAGCAGCGUCAGCAUCGUCUGAGGAGUUACGGCGUUUCCGCCGCGCACGGGGAUGGCCAGACACUAUUGCCGAUCAGCAACAACAAUAACAACAAUAGCAGCAGCAGCAACAAUCAGCCUGCCGCUCUUCGACAUGUUAACAACAACCCUCAGUACAGCUCGACCUCCGAAACCCAAUCACGCCGUGUCCUUCCUUCUACCUCGACCCCCAUCACCUCGACCUCGACCUCGACCACGACUACCACCACCACCACCACCACCGUCGUCAGCAACAGUUAUUCGCAUGAUCCUCGUAAUCUGCAAGGUGGAGCAGGAGACACAGGCACGGCUUGACAGACGGGUCAUCGCGCGAUGUCAUCGAUUAUCGAACCGGUUACAUAAAAUCGCACUUACGCUCACCCUCAGGCAGGGUUCGGUGACUAAACACAUUAAAAAUCAAAGCAAUUAAUAUGAUAAUGACAACAUAGGUCUCAUCGACAAUGAUUCGAUGGCUAUUAUCUUCGAUGUACAUAUAAAUACGAAUUCGGCUAGGAAAUAGAUUUAUUCCAUCAGUACUUUUAAAUCUUCUUAGGACUAUCUUAAAAUAUAUUAAUGUACUGCAUUCUAUCAGCCAUUUUCAAUUAAUUUAACUGUUUUUAGUAUUAACUCUGAAAACCAACAAGAAAAUUAGUUAGUUUAAGAUUAAGUAAAUAAACAAAAAAUUAAACAAAUAGAGAUAAAAAGCCUAUUUUAUCCUUAAUACUUUUUGGUCGAGUACUUAUCUAAAUUUCUUAAUUUAUUUAAAAGCUUGUUAAACAUCUUAACAAAAUAUUUAUAGAUUGAAACUGGAAAGCAAAAAAAAAUUAUUCAAAUUGCAUAAAAAAGUCUUUAGAGAAUUCAUUGCUAAGAAAUAUUUUAUAUAAAAAUAUUACAACUGAUAUUUUCUCUUAUUGUUCAUGUUUUCUAGUCUUUUGCUACAUGAUUAUUUAAAAAGUUACAAAGUAUUCACAUUGGAUGCAUAGGAGAUAUCUUUAUGAUAUUCAAUAUAACAUUUAUGAUAUACAAUUAACGUACAUAUUAUCGAUGUAUGUAUGUGUGAUAACUGUAGCUCAAUUAGUACGAAAAUAAUUCCAAAUCAAUGACAUAGUCAGGCGGCUAUGUAAAACUUCUUUAAGUAUCCCAACAGAGAGACUUAUAGAAAUUUAAUAAUGGCAAAAUAAAAUUAGCCAGUAAUUAAUUAUUUAUUUUAUUAAAAGCUAGCAAUAGUGCUCUCUUAAUACUCAAAAUAAGGAAUUAAUCACUGGUCAAUUUAAUACUGCCAGUAUCGAAUUUCUGUAAAAAGAGGGAACUCUUGAUAUUACAUAUUAAGUAAUAAAGAUGACUUGCUAAAAUAAACAUGAUAAACUCAAUUUUCUACAUUACAACGUGCUAUCGGGAAUAAAUCGGUAAAGAAUUGAACUUAACGAGAUUUGUCGGUUUCAAUAUAUUUUCAAUUAAAUUAUAGAAAAUAUGCUGGAAAUAAUAUUUAGAUCAAGAUUUUUUAUUUGAUUGUUUCACGUUAUUCACAAAUAUUCACAAAUACAAUAUCGUUAAUGAAAAUUAUAAACGGACAUAAAAAAUAUACGAGGACAAUCAUAAAUAAUGAAUUAGCUUUAAAUACAGUUUUUCGUCUCUGAAGAUAUCGUUGGUCCGUAUAGAUGUUAUUUGUAGCAAUUAAAAUUAUCGUGACAAAAGUUAAUGAUAUGAUGUUUUACCGCAAUACUUAUUUGCAAAUCGAUGCAAUUUAUAGUGAUAUUUUUAUCCAAUAAAAUUAGAAUAAUAUUACAGGAUUAAUAGUUUUAUUUCUAUUCUUUUUAACAUAAAUCCAAUGGUGUCGAUGUUUGUGAUGACUAUAUUAUAGUCUAUAAAAUGUGAGUGUAAUUAUUACGUCAGAAAUACUCGAUACGUAACGGCUCAAUUUAUGAUAUAUAUACAUCGUUUCCGUGUUACAUUAAAUUUUCUAAAUAAAGUUAAAACAUAGUAAAAUUUUGGGAUUAUUAAGGUUCGUGAUUAGCUUAGAAUUUGUUUACUAUGAAAUAACAAAAGGUCUUGUCGAACUCGAAUUACUAGAAAUAUCCGUAUACAAUAAACUUCUAUAAACAAAUAAAAUCUUAUACUAUAUAAUUAAUCGUAAAUAUAUUUUUAUAAGUAUCACAUAAGCGAUAUUUUUUCGACAUUGAUUCAUAUAGUUAUUUUACACCAAUUUUUCCUUUGAAUUUAUCCUUGUAUUUAUUUACAUCAAUAAAUAAUUAUAUCUAUUUGUGUUAUUAGAUAUAAUUUUGUAUAUAUAAUUAUUAUAUAGAUAUCACCUACAAUUUUUGCAAUUAAUUCCAACAUUUUUAAGAAUACAGAAUGUAUAUUUAUUUCAUUUGUAUAACUGUCAAUUACACAAAAGUUAACACAGGUUGUAACUUAACGAAGGUUGUAACCGCAAUAAUUAUAACAUUUAUUGUAAAAAUAUAUGUAAUAGAAAUUCUAGUUUAACGUUGAUAUAAAGGAUAAAUAUUAUGGAAAUAUUGUGCAAAUAUUGAAUGAAUGUGAUUGUAUCAAUAAUAAAUCUAGUUUAGUAA